UUUGUCUUAGGACUCAAGUGUGAUGCUAAUGGGGCAUUUAUUGACCAGGAUGCACCCCCACCACCUCAUACGGAUGCCCUCCCAACCGAUUGGAUGCCUUAUGACAAUUGUGCUGAAUUUGAGACGGCAGAAUUCUUAUUCAUGCGCAAUCAAAUGUCUGCAAAGCAGAUUGAUACACUUCUCAACUUGUGGGCCGUGACUCUCAUUAAGCACAACAAUGCCCCCCAAUUUGCAAACCAUAGGGACAUGUACGCUACAAUCGAUGCAACACCACUCGGCGAUACCCCUUGGAAGAGCUUUACAUUGUGCUACAACGGAGCCAAACCCAAACAAGAUGUACCGCUGUGGAUGGAUGGACAAUAUGAUGUGUGGUAUAGAGAUCCAUUGGAAAUGAUGUGCAGCAUUUUGGCAAACUGUGCUUUUGAUGGAGGAAUCGAGUAUUCACCCUACCGCAAUUAUACUACUGAGGACAAACAAUAUUGGAAGAACUUUAUGUCUGGUGACUGGGCAUGGAAACAGGCAGAUGAUAUUGCUCGAAAUGAGGAGAAUCAUGGUUCGACAUUUGUACCAUUGAUUAUUGGCAGUGAUAAGACUGUUGUUUCUGUCACUACUGGUCAGACCGAAUACCACCCACUCUAUCUCUCAAUCGGGAACCUUCACAAUAGCGUACAACAGGCACAUCGCAAUGGUGUUGUCCUCAUUGGAUUUCUUGCGAUACCGAAAUGUAAGUACUUGUUAUUCUCAAUGCAUCACUGUAUCAUAACCUUCAUUUGUCUAGCUACGAAGGAACAUAAUGAUGACAUCAAAUACAGAAAUUUUCGACGGCAGCUGUUCCAGCGCUCCCUUGCAAAGAUUUUCGAGUCUGUGAAACCUUUCAUGGAAAAUUUUGAUGUCACACGCUUUCCAGAUGGCCACUAUCGAUGCACAGUGUACGGCUUGGGCCCUUACAUUGUGGACUAUCCAGAACAGAUACUUUUCUCUGGCGUCGUGCAGAACUGGUGUCCACGGUGCAUCAUCAAACUUUCACAUACCGAGUUGCUCAUCAAACAACUCACAUACAAACAGGCUUGGGAUGAGUAUGGCAUCAUUGCCGAUCUUGUUCCAUUUACAAAUGACUUUCCUCGAGCGGACAUCCACGAGCUCCUAUCU
Molecule: messenger RNA, 1149 nt
Organism: Suillus fuscotomentosus
Lineage: Eukaryota; Fungi; Basidiomycota; Agaricomycetes; Boletales; Suillaceae
Exons: 4
Source: RefSeq, a predicted model, not a curated record